Messenger RNA from Chaetomium fimeti, 1441 nucleotides. RefSeq lists its product as uncharacterized. The coding region runs from base 92 to 1306 and encodes 404 amino acids. Lineage: Eukaryota; Fungi; Ascomycota; Sordariomycetes; Sordariales; Chaetomiaceae. The record is from RefSeq and is a predicted model, not a curated record. The transcript is spliced from 2 exons.
CAGGGUUGAGUGUCUCUCAACCACGAACCAACCCAACCAAACCGUCAGAGGACGAACAUCGAAAGCACAGCAGCAGAGAGAGCCUCGGGCGAUGAGCAGCGGCUCGGGCCGCACCAGUAGGAAGGGUAGCUUGGGAAGCAUCGACGGCAGCAGCAAUGAAGCUCGAACCGUCGGCACCCUCCUGGCCGCCAUCGCGAGAUGCCUAACCGAGGCCGUGCGCAUCCUCAUGUUCGCCGACAAACGGCAAUGGGGCCCCGACGAGUUUGAGCAGACCCGCGUGCUCGAGGAAGCCCUCGACGAAGCCAAAAAGGACUUCCAAGAGAUGGCGCCGCUAGUACACGGGCAGUUCUACUACGAAAACGACCGAUCCCCCGAAUCCCUCCACGCCCUACAAACCUUGCUCACCCGCUUCCAAUUCCACACGCAAAACUUCCGCGACUGGGCGCGCCAGGGCGGGCCCAUCAACCCGGUGUGGGCGCGCGAGACGGCCCAGCUGCGCCGCGACCUCCACCGCGCCCAGUGCCGCGCCGCCAGCCGCAUCUUCGCCGCCGAGCAGGACGCCGCCCGCUGCCUCGGCGCCUUCCAGGUCUACCGCCUCCUCAAGCGCAACCAGGCCGCCCGCGCGCAGCUGCCUGCGUGGCAGACCGGUGGGCAGGCGACUGCUGGUGGCGGGGGUGAGGGGUUGGAGGCGGCGCGCCGGCCGGGGGAUUUGGCGGCCGCGGGGCGGGGUUCGGAUGAGGACGUUACUGGUGGUGGUGGUGGUGCUGGUGCUGGGGGGGGAGACGCAAACGCAGUGAGGAGGCGGCGGAGCUUGGAGGAGCUCGUGCCGAGCUGUAAUGCGGUGGGGCGGUUCCAGGUGCUGGGGGAGUCGCACGACGCGGCGUUCGUGUGCGAUUUCUGCGAGGGGUACAUCGUCUGGCCGGACCUAUCGAGCAUACCGUCGGAGCGGACGCCGCUGGCGCCGACGGCCGUGACGGGCUAUCCGCACUGGCAGGCGAAGGGGGUCAGUGCCGAUAACGGGGAGGAGAAGGUGGUCGUGUUUGCACCGCUGGCGAUUGCGAACCAUAUGCCCCCGGAACCGGGGGGUUGGCAGGCUGGCCUGAUGUGUCCGUUUUGCGAGGAGGAUACAUACCUUGACGAAGGGGAGGACAGCUCCGAGCUCAAGUACGUUCAGGACGAAGGGGGGUUUCCGGAUUUGGAGUCGUUUCGGGAGCAUCUGGAGUGGUACCAUACGGCCAUGCCGGUACCCCCGAUAUCAUCUUUGGCUUCAACCCUGCCAUCGGCGUCAAAUUGUAGCGUUAUGUAAUGGUGUUUGGGCGUUAGCUUGGGGGGGGUUGGCUUUGGGGUAAAGCACGGAGUUUCGGGACGGGUAGCGUCAAAAUGGUUGGGACAAGUUUUCCAAGAUACACAAUACUAUUGCUCGAAUCAGCAGGGCCACAUU